This is a messenger RNA of Ixodes scapularis (black-legged tick), 4144 nucleotides long. RefSeq names its product calcium-independent protein kinase C. The transcript is spliced from 7 exons. Lineage: Eukaryota; Metazoa; Arthropoda; Arachnida; Ixodida; Ixodidae. Gene Ontology annotation, molecular function: protein serine/threonine kinase activity; ATP binding. The record is from RefSeq and is a predicted model, not a curated record. Gene Ontology annotation, biological process: protein phosphorylation. The coding region runs from base 361 to 1317 and encodes 318 amino acids.
GCUUUAUUUAGUGACCCUGGGAUAACCUGAUAAAAGACCCAAGGACGGCAAACGUGUUGGGCAACGUUUGUUGAGCAAGCACGGAGUUGGUCGUGACGGGGAACGGGGACGCCAAGAAGGGUAGGAAAGGUUGCCUCACGUGACUCGGAGCCGACCGAGACGACCAAGACCGAGCCAACCGAGCCAAGACCCCGAAAGGCUACAAGACCCCCAAAGGCUACGAGAUAACCUCCUUGGGAUAACUCAAUACGCUCCCUGGGUGCAGAUCCUAAUCUGAUUCGUCUCGAACAGCCCGCUUCAAGAGGGACCGAACCCGAGCGGAGAACCGAGCAACCAGCGGGCCGAAGGAGAUCACGGACGAUGCGCGGAACGGUGCAGGCGGCCGAAGCAGGGGCGGGCGAUUGCGAAGCCGACGUGCCCACCUUCACGGGCACCGUCAAGCUCAAGAUUUGCGAAGCCGUUGAACUCAAGCCAACGGAGCUCACCACUCGGCACGCGAAUCUGGUCUGCUCGAGUCCUGACCCGAUGCUGAUAGACCCCUACGUGUCCAUCAACGUCGAUGACAUCCUCGUGAGCCGAUCCAGCACCAAGCAGCGGACGUUCAGCCCCGUCUGGAACGAGUCUUUCACGGCGGAGGUCCGCGACGCCCAAAACCUCGGCCUCGCCGUCUUCCACGCUGCCCUUGCGUCUGACGACUUCGUCGCCAACUGCACCCUUUCCUUGGACGAGUUGGUCAGCUUGGCCAGGGAGCGAGACAGCAACGAAAACGACAUUUGGAUUGACCUGGAGCCGGCUGGGAAGAUUCACAUGGUCGUUCAACUUGUCUCAGCGGAGGAUGCGGAGGUGUCGCGAGAGUCAAGACGGCGGCAGGAACUCGGCCGGCGGCACGCUGCCAUGCGCCGCCGGGUGCACCAGGUCAAUGGCCACAAGUUCAUGGCCACCCUCCUGAGGCAGCCCACCUUCUGCUCCCACUGCAGGGGGUUCAUCUGGGGCUUCGGGAAACAGGGGUACCAGUGCCAAGUGUGCACGUGCGUCGUCCACAAGCGGUGCCAUGAAUCCGUGGUGACCGGGUGCCCCGGCACGAAGGGCGGCCGAAACGACGAGAUGGCGGCGGGUAGCCGGUUCGGCAUCAGCGUCCCUCACCGGCUCGUGGUGCACAGCUACAGGCGGCCCACAUUCUGCGACCACUGCGGCUCCUUGCUGUACGGACUCUGUCGCCAAGGGGUCCAUUGUGAAGCUUGCAGCAUGAACUUUCACAAGCGUUGCCAGAAGAAUGUGGCCAGCAACUGUGGCAUCCAUGCCAUGCAGAUGGCAUAAAUCCUCAGUGCCGUGGGCAUCUUGGGCGACAACCAUGGCAAGGCAAUCUGUGGCUGAGGAAAUUAGUGCACAGCACUUCAAAGCACAUGGAACGCAUUCAAUUGACCACAGCUCUUUGGUAAGAAGAAUCGAGCAUACGAGCAGCUAGCUUUUUGCAUAGUGAUGCUUCUCUCUAGGUUUCUGGGAGGUCACAUAUGAGUUCACAUUUUGUUGGAAGCCCCUUUUCCCAGUGUAGUAACUUACUGAGAAACUACCACAUUGCAGUUAAGAAGAACAAAAAAUUGUGGUAUCUUGCUUUUUUUGCAGCGAUUUUUAACCCAGCCUGCACAGGUGGCUUUUACAUCAUGCCAGCAGCAAGAAGUUUAAUCUAAUGCUUUGAUUUUUUACAUGCUAGUUAGAUUCUAAUGCAGGUCAAGCUGUGCUACAACAGUGGUAGCCUGCAUAAUGCACAGACAGGAUUUUCUUUUUUUUUAAAUUGUGAGGUUUAAAGGUAUGCGGUAACCUUUGUUUGGGGCUUGCCAUAGUGUUAUCAUGUAGACAUUAAUGGUUCCUUGGUAUGGCCUAUUUUGCUAUAGCUUGAGUGAAUCACGAAGAGGUGGCAGGCACCAUAUUAUCAGCAGAUUACAAUUUUUCGUCAGCUAAUUUUGGGGAGAGCACUCAUUUUGAAUGCUAGUGCAAGUAGGGUAACUGCCUCGGAAAACAUCCGUCUCUGGAAUAAGGGCAGAAUUCGUGUAAUAUGGUGAAGUUUCUAGUCUGAAAGUUUGUGCCAGUUUUCUGAAGUUUCAUGAAAGCCCUUGGUAAGUUAGCCAGGGUAUGUAGUUUGGUGUCGCUGGAUCCAAAUGAAUGGAAUUACGGCAAGCAAAGUGAGAUUGUUGUAGGACUGGUCUAGCACCGGCACACUAGCAUUCUCGUAGCACACCUGUGCAAAGAGGUGAAGCACAUGCACCACAAGCACACCUUGCACGGUCUUGCGAUGAAUUAGUCUUGCAUAUUAUUUGAAACUUUGAACUGCACGCAAAAUGAAACUAGCAAAACGAGGAAUUGUAUUUUUGGACGGGAACGAAACCGGAAGCUAUGUAUAAGCUUAUUAAUUUCUGAGCAAAUCCUCUCUUUUUUCGUGUUUGUCUGCAUGCUGUAACCAAUGAAGCAGGUGGCACGUAUGCUCCCGGUGUAUAUGAUGUGAUGUAUUAGCUUCUGAACAGCAGAUACAGUUGCCAAGGGUCUUUUUAUAUUUAUAUGCAUAUUGUGUUUUAUCAGUAUAGUAAGAGAGCAGGCACGUAGCCAGGGUUUUGGUUCGGGGGGGGCCCACCCAUGACAAAAUGCUCUAUGUGGGGGUGGGGGGAGAGAAGGUCCCAGCAAAAUGGAAGAUUUUGGGGGGGGGCACCCCAUGGUGCCUCCUUCCCCCCCCCCCCCCGGCCUGGCUACAUGCCUGUAAGAGAGAAACAUUUAAAUUGCAGUAAUGCUGCAACAGAAGUUGGUUGGUUGGUCGCAGGGAAGCAGACGAAAUUGGUUUUAAAUGUGAUAAAAGAUUUCAUGGACUUUGCCAAAAAAUAUACCUGAAAUUUCCACAGCAGUUCCUAAGCAGUUUGUAAUGAGACAUUUACACACUACAAGGCAGCAAAUAACGGUGUUGCAAUUCAACACCAAUCUGCUCAGCAAUUUCGGCAUCAAUCUUUUACUGUGCCUUAAUUUGCUCUAUUUUAGUUUUGUUAUCCCUAACCUCACUUUAAAGAAAUAAAAAUAACAUGUAAGUUAGUAUGUAUGUCAUGUAUGUUAGCUUUCUUUUCGUAGGACCGCACUAAUAUUGUUAUCUCAUCCGGCCAUCUGGCGUUUCAUUUUCUAUGUUUCAAGACGGGCAUUUUGAGGUUCGAGUUUCUGAGAGAAGGUGACUGGGCAUGCUUAAAUUCGACUACGCGACAAUUUUAUAGCCCAUUCCACUAUACUAGUGCCUUGGAUAAGAAGCAUUCAACGUAUUGUCAUAACAGCUGCCAUCACUAUGGGCCCGUCCAAACAGUAUACUUAAAAUUCGUGGGGCGACACGACUCUGACAUUGGCGGUCCGCUUCCAUCCCCCUUUUCUUUUUUAUGGGGGAAAAGUUCUCUCUGUCAAAUUUUGCCCGUGUCUUCCACGGGGGCCUUGAGCAUGCUCUUCACAUGGGUCCGGACAGCAAUUCACAAGCUCUAUUGGCUGUCGGUCAAUCGCUCAAAACCUCCGUUGCUCCUCAUGUCCCAAAAACGGGAAAGGGAAGAGCUGUGUUCAAAAUCUUACCGAAAUAGAUCCGAGCUAGUCUGGCGGGUCAUGUCAUGUGAUAUCACAGAUACAGCAAAGCUGAACCCGGGUAGGUUUUCGAACGCAAAGGUGCAAAACCCUUACCCCGGCCGGAGCAAGAUUGAGUAAAUUUUGGAACACGUCCAAGACUACGAGGGCCCGGCAGAACAGAUCAAUAGUAUUGGCAGGUGGUGCUCGACUUCAGGCCUGACAAACACCGAGGUCACCGAAAAGCGGAGGAAAUCAGCAGGAAAAUCAUGAUGGUGGCUUGGUGGUGUUCAAACGGACAGCCGGACGCCUCAACUUCCACGAUUUUUGCCGGAGUCGUGUUGCCUCACGAUUUCUGAAGUGUCCUGCAUUUUGUGGUAUUGCAACCUUGUAGACCAUCCAUUUGAAAAUGCACGAGGCUUUUGAUACAAGGGUUCUUUUCUGGCCUGGACAUUUUUACCGUGCGCUUGCAUUUGUAUCACUCCACUGCAAUGUAUCUUAUACUAUACACGCAGUGCUGUGUAUUUGAGAUAUGUUCUUUCAUGCAAAUAAAUGCUUAUUUUGCGAGGGA